AUGUUCCAAACAGUUGUUGUCUUUCUGAUCUUUUUCACAUCUGUAUAUUCUAAUCAAAUGGAUAAUAAAAGUUUACGACGACGAUGUGACACAUUGGGCGGAACAACUUGUACAUGUAUUGAUCCGUUAGCUUAUUGGAAGCAUGAUAAAGGACAAAUUUUGGAAAUUAAUGAAAUAUAUCAUGGCAAAGAAAAAAUAAUGUGUUAUAUUAUUGAAUUUAUCAACCAUACCAAUCAUUAUGAAUUAGUAAGUGAUGCACAAGAUUGUAAAAAUCUGGAAGAAUACACUAAUGUAAAAAUGGAACCAGCAUUAUUUCCAACAUUCCGAAAAAACGGGAUAUUUUUGAGAGCAAUUAAUUGUGAAGAAAAGAUAUCGCAAUAUAUCCGUAUUUGCUAUUACACUAUGGAUUACAUCAAACCAAUAUCAAAAAUGAUUGAUGAAACAAAUCUGGAAUUUAAGAAAGGAAAUCUAUUGAAGGAUGUAAAUGUAAAUAAUAUUUCAACUGUCUCAAAUAAAACAUUCACUGAUAUCACUGCUACUAUUGUUGGAUCAAAUUCAACAGGAAGUUGGUCUGAUAAAUGUUCCUACCUUUUAUUGGAAUAUGAUAACAGAAAGAUUUGCUAUGUACCAAUUGUUAAAUAUUUCAAAAGGACAGAAUCAAUGCAUUAUAAUUUGGGAAAUAAAAUGUGUUCUAAAAAAUUUCCAUGGAUAAGCGCUCGUAUACGUAAUCGCAAACAAAUUUCGAGAUUAAGAGCAUUUACAGAAUGUUAUGAAAGAAAUGAAAUUCAUCUGAAACAUGUGCCAAUAUUAAUCGGUUUAAUCCAUAUGAGAGGAAUGGGUUUCAUUUGGACGUCCGGUAAUAAUGGAUCAUAUUUGAAUUCAUGGAAUUCAGAUUAUGAUAAGUUAUACAAUGAAAUGCCAUUUUGGAUUGAUCCAACAUUUCAUCCUUAUUUGAAUACAACCGAAAUACAUUGUCAUCGGUUUGUCAUCUGGACACGUUAG
Molecule: messenger RNA, 1002 nt
Organism: Loa loa (African eye worm)
Lineage: Eukaryota; Metazoa; Nematoda; Chromadorea; Rhabditida; Onchocercidae
Exons: 8
Coding region: 1-1002 (333 amino acids)
Source: RefSeq, a predicted model, not a curated record